Messenger RNA from Annulohypoxylon maeteangense, 1117 nucleotides. RefSeq lists its product as uncharacterized. NCBI's taxonomy places the organism in Eukaryota, Fungi, Ascomycota, Sordariomycetes, Xylariales, Hypoxylaceae. Gene Ontology annotation, cellular component: precatalytic spliceosome. The record is from RefSeq and is a predicted model, not a curated record. The transcript has 2 exons. Gene Ontology annotation, biological process: RNA splicing. Bases 94 to 966 code for a protein of 290 amino acids.
CCUGAAUCACGGUCAUUUUACAUCAUCUACAUAGUCUACAAAUCGUAACCAUAUUCCGCAGACUCAGUCAAUUGUUUUCUUAACGAAAUAAAUAUGGCCGAUCAACCUCGUCGGCGUCGGAACCGCCCCGAUAGCAAACAGAUGUGGGAUGAAUCCGACCGUCGCAACCGCAACGAGCCCAACGCGCGCGACAAACGAGACGACCGCGGCCGGGAUCGAGACGAACCACCCCGCGAACGAGAACGAGACCGCCGCUAUAGAUCCAGAUCCCGAUCUCCUCGACGAGACCGACGGGACAAGAACCGCGACCGUCGAGACAGGGACCGCAACCUUGAUAGGGGUAGACCACGUGAGAACGACGAAGCGCGGCCUAGAGCAGACGAGCGUCGCGAGAAGAAUAAGAAUAAAGGAGAUCGUCAUCGCGAUAGAGAUGAGCCUGCUCCAAAGGGUCCGGCUCGAGAUCGAAGUCCCCGACGCUCUGCAUCGCCAGCUCGAAGCCCGGCUGGGAAGGUAGAUCGCAACACGCACAACAACUCACCACUCCCAACGCGACCAAGACCCGGCGGAAAAGCUGAAUCAGGGUUGGGAUCCUCGCUUCAGUUUAAGGUUGGAGGAAAACAUGACGACGAUGCGAACCGUGGAGGGAAGAGUGCGGCGGGAGGCAAAUUCUACGAUGCCAGAGGUUCUACUGAUGAGGCUGAGGACCGAAGACGACGAACCGAGACGCCAAAUUCCGACCGCGGGGAUGCCAUGGACGAGGAUGUCGACGAAGAGGAUGUUGUUGUCGAGGAUGACGGACUAAGUGCCAUGCAAGCAAUGAUGGGAUUCGGCGGUUUCGGUACCACAAAGGGAGCCCAUAUACCAGGCAAUAAUGCCGGCGCAGUGAGGAAGGAGAAGAAGACCGAGUACCGACAGUACAUGAACCGUAUCGGUGGUUUUAAUCGCCCGCUGAGUCCAUCGCGGUAAUCGUAAUACCUACCUACUGUUUUUUUAUUGCUUUUUUUGAUACACUACGAAUCAGACUAUGGAGAAGAUGAGUUUCCUUGAAAGGGGCGUAGGGAAUACACGGACCAGAGGUUAGGUGCUCUUAAUUUGAUGAUCAUUAUAAUCCUUGUUG